AUGGCAAAUAACAAGAACAUCAGCAAGCAGCAGCAACAGCAGCAUGCGGAACCAUUAUGCAAACCCAACAUUCACCAAUGGAUAGAUCAUGAAAAGAUAAAUACAGUGAUGUAUCAAAUUGCAAAUCUCGCCUUCGGGAAAGGUGGACUUCGCGGCGUCGAGAUUGAAGAGAAAAGACCGAGAGGGGUGGCAGUGAGGGUUAAGAGGCGUAAUACAGCAAUCCAUGAUCUUGCCACAGAGGUCGCAGUGACUAGAGAUAUUGCUGAUAUGUAUGGGCAGGAGAGGGAAACAGUUGAAAUGUAUUUUUGUUUCAAUAGAGUAAUCAUCUUACCUACAUUGCAAAAUUACACUCUUGCUUAUUUUAUUACAUUGCUCUGGUUAUUAUUGUUGCAUAAUUCAUUAAAAUGGAAUAUUGUAUUGUUUUGUGUAAUACUGUACACUAGAUACAUAUUCAAUAUAUUAUUUGAUAAGGAUUGUAUUUGUCUAAUUGUUGAAUUAGAAGAUUAUGUAAAAGCCUGUCUGAAAAUUGCAUGUUAUUUAAAUAUAAAUGUUUUAGGCGACAUUAUGUGUUACUUUAAAAAAAAGUUAAGUUUUAAAGUAAAAAAGGUCGGAUAAACGUACAUAGUAAGUGGCUGAAAAACAGUACCUAAAGAUUCCUACAUUGUGAACAAAUGGAAAACAAAAUGACGAACGGCGAUGAAGUGUAGUACAUGUUCU
Gryllus bimaculatus (two-spotted cricket) is the source of this 717-nucleotide messenger RNA. Lineage: Eukaryota; Metazoa; Arthropoda; Insecta; Orthoptera; Gryllidae. The record is from the annotation of a GenBank genome assembly.